This is a messenger RNA of Fusarium pseudograminearum CS3096, 1974 nucleotides long. RefSeq lists its product as uncharacterized. Gene Ontology annotation, cellular component: cytoplasm. The transcript has 5 exons. The record is from RefSeq and is a predicted model, not a curated record. NCBI's taxonomy places the organism in Eukaryota, Fungi, Ascomycota, Sordariomycetes, Hypocreales, Nectriaceae. Bases 1 to 1974 code for a protein of 657 amino acids. Gene Ontology annotation, molecular function: protein binding.
AUGGCGGUUCCAGAGUAUCGCGACGAAGUCUUGAUCACGCUUUCGAGCGUGAAUCCUCCUCCAGACUUUACAUUCAAAAAACGUCAUGUUUUUCUCACAAAGAAGAAUCCCACAAUCCAAAUCGGCAGAACAAGCAAGAGAAAGUCAUCUCUUGAAGCAGGCAAGUUCAACGCAUGGUUUGACUCGGCAGUCAUGUCCCGAAAGCAUGCCCUUCUUGUAUUCGACGCCGAAAACCAGAAAGUUUAUAUAAUGGACACGGACUCUCUCCACGGUACAUAUAAGAACGAUAUCCUCCUGAAAUUGAACGAGAAGGCAGAAAUUUCGACUGGAGACAAACUUAUGUUUGGCACUUCUAUUGAUAGAGGCACGCAAAAAUACCCACCCACAACACUCGAGACCACUCUCAAGUACGGAUCUUUGGACCCUGCGCACCGCGGAAACUGUUUCCGUGUACCUGACGACUUCGAAGACAUGAGCAGCGACGAGGAUCAGGUACAAAACAGCUGCAAGAUGCUGCACGCGAAAAAAGUCCGCCCUGCUGCCCCUGGGGCAUCACUCCUCAACGAUUCGCCGAUCGACUUGACCUGCGACGAAGAUCGAUCUUUGCUGCCUAGCCCACAUGCUGCACCUUCUCAGCCCCCGCCUGCAUUGAAAGAGCGUCCGACCUCUAACGACGAUUUCACUCCUCCCAAAGAUAUUGGAUUUUGGACCGAUGAGGAUGAAGACGGUGAUAUGUACGACGGCGAAGAUGAGGAGAUGGGAGAAGACUCCCACGUGGACCAGUCUACAUUCAAGGGUACAGACGACGACUUCCCAGUGGCUCAUUCGCAGUCUUCAUCCGAUAUGGACGUCGAUGACAGAUACGAUUCUGAGUCGGCAGACGAUGGCUUUGACGACCAGGAUGAGUUCGAGGAAGAGAACACGCUCGGUUUGCCCAUUCCAGCUAAUAACAACGCAAAAACAACCGGCGGCAUCUCAGUACAAGCCUCAAGUGCAGACUCUGGCACCCCUCAACAGCAAAAGAUCAAUGUCAUUGACGAAGAAACUACAAAGGAUCUCAACCCGCCCGCGUUCGGCAAACCAUUAGGUUUGAAACCCAACCACUCCAAGACGAACGACUUCUGGAAGCCUCCUCAGCAAUCUUUGCCAACACCUGGUCCGCUACCUUCAAUCGCUGAAUUGACUAGAAAGCAAUCUCACUAUACAAUCGACACGCCUAAUGAUGUAGUUGAGACUAUGGGCAGAAAGACUGGCAAGCCGGAGUUCUUUGCUGCCAGGGAAGUCAACAAGGUAUUGAGUGCUGGAGCUAAACUUCCAUGGCCCUUGGAUUACAUCCCAGCUACUCCGCCUGACCACACGCAACAACUGAAUGAGUUGUUCAGUAACUUACAAUCCCUACAGGGCGACCGAGUUGUCGUCCCACUGCCCUCUUCUGAUUUGACAUCUUCUUGCGCUCGAUUCCUCGAAACUACUCAAGGUCCUUUCCGCCAGGUUGAGCCAGAGACCGUCAAUGCAGAGUCUACCCUGGAUGGUUCGGCGGCGUUCGAUUUGGAGCAUAGCAAGAAGACUUCUGCCGUUGACGAGCCCGUCGCUGAUACAUUGGACCACCCAAUGACUACGCAAAACGACGACGAAGAAGUUUGUACGCUGCAGGAUGCAGCGCAAGCACCCACCGCCUCAGAGAGCAACAAGGACGAAGCAGCCAAGGUCACAGACGAGCCUACCAAAACCCCCAAAUCCUCGAAGAGAAAGGCUGAGGAAAUCUCUGAGCUCGUUGCCGAGGAAGAGCUUAUCGACUCCGACGAGCCCCCCCUGAUUACUCAACGGGCCGCAUGUCUGUCACCCAGAAGGGCCGCACGCAGCAGACCUUCGCCGCCCAAGCGUCUUCGUCGUAUGGCCGAGGUUGUAGGAUAUGCUACGCUUGGUGGUGUUGCUGUCAUGUCAGCACUCAUUGCCACAGCCCCUGCCCUUUAA